AUGAAUCGAGGUGAGGUUCAAUACUCUACAUAUACUUAUGCAGUGGCGGUGGUGACUGGCGGUGGUGAUUGGUUGAUUGCAGUGGUGGUUGUGUAUGCAGUGGCGAUGGUAGGCAGUGGCAGUGGUGACUGGUUGACUGGCGAUGGUGGUUUUGGUAGGCAGUGGCGAUGUGGCAAUGGUAGGCAAUGGUGGUUUGUUGUUUACUGGUUCUAUUUCCUAUCUAUGACAGCUACAUGGGGGCAGUUGCCCUUGGAUUGUGGGAAGACUCAUUCCUACAAUUGUUAUGUUAAUCAAGAUGGGAGUUUACAGUUAAAGGAGUGUUGUUCUCUUCACAAUUCUGUGAGUAAAAUGUGUUCAGUGUUAGAGGACCAGUUUUCUAGGAUGUAUACUGCUAAUCAUUUGUUGUUGAUCAAGGAUUAUGUGAGUUUGCUUGGUGUCACUAUGCGUAGAUAUGGGUUCCCCAUUGUUGCUUUGCUUGAUGUAUUGAGCAAGCAUAGAGACAAGUAUCAUGAAUUGCUGUUGUCUGAUUGUCGUAAGCAGAUUGCUGAGGCACUUGCAGCUGAUAAGUUUGAGCAGAUGUAUAUGAAGAAGGAGUACGAGUAUUCAAUGAAUGUUCUUUCAUUUCAAUUACAGACGUCAAAUAUCAUGCCUGCAUUUCCAUUUGUGGCACCAUUUUCGUCUACAGUCCCCGACUGUUGUAGAAUUGUUCGAUCAUUUAUUGAGGAUUCCGUGAGUUUCAUGUCACACGGUGGGCAGUUUGAGUUUUAUGAUGUAAUCAAGAAGUACUUAGACAGGCUGUUGACUGAGGUCUUGGAUGGGGCUUUAUUGAGAGUUAUUAACGGUUCUAUGAGUGGUGUUACUCAGGCUAUGCAGAUGGCUGCAAAUAUGGCAGUGUUUGAGCGUGCUUGUGAUUUCUUCUUUCGGCAUGCUGCACAGCUUUCAGGAAUUCCUUUGAGGAUGGCAGAAAGAGGCAGGAGGCAGUUUCCUCUGACCAAAGCUCGUGAUGCGGCUGAAGAGAUGCUAUCUGGAUUGCUAAAGCAAAAGGUUGAUGGCUUUCUAUCAUUGAUUGAGAAUGUGAACUGGAUGGCUGAUGAACCUCUGCAGGGUGGGAAUGAGUAUGUGAAUGAAGUUAUAAUCUUCUUGGAAACAUUGGUUUCUACUGCUCAGCAGAUUCUGCCGGUUCAGGUUCUUAGGAGGAUUUUGCAAGAUGUCCUUUCUCACAUAUCAGAGAUGAUUGUUGGGGCUUUACUUGGGGAAUCAGUUAAAAGGUUCAAUGUGAAUGCUGUGAUGGGGCUUGAUGUGGAUAUUCGACUGUUGGAAUCAUUUGCUGAGAAUGAAGCUCCUCUUUUAACUGAGGCAGAUGCAAAUCAGCUGAAAUCAGCACUUGUUGAGUCGAGGCAUAUAUCGUUUGUAGAUGAUUUAAGUUGA
This is a messenger RNA of Fraxinus pennsylvanica, 1428 nucleotides long. NCBI's taxonomy places the organism in Eukaryota, Viridiplantae, Streptophyta, Magnoliopsida, Lamiales, Oleaceae. The record is from the annotation of a GenBank genome assembly.